AUGCUUAGGAGAUUGAACCUAGUUGCGAAAUCAUUGCGUCACGUUAAUCGCGGUGAUUUAAGAACCCUAAUUUCGACUGCCUUAUGCAAUCGCACUGUUUGUACAGUCUCAGAAGAACAUUACGAAUCAUCUAAUCAUGUUGUUGUAGAUGAGAGUUAUGUUCUUGCUGAAUUAUCUUCGUUGCUUCCAAUUUCAUCUAAAACCUCAACGGUGGCUAAAGACGAAGUUAGUUCGAAGAAUCGAGUAGCUAUCGAUUCGUUUUUGUUGCCAGAGGAGAAACUUAGAGGUGUGUUUCUUCAGAAAUUGAAAGGGAAAUCUGCUAUAGAGAAGGCUUUGAGUAGUCUUGGUAUUGGUUUGAGUUUUGAGAUUGUGAGCAAUGUUGUCGAUCGAGGGAAUUUAAGUGGUGAAGCGAUGGUUACGUUCUUUAAUUGGGCGAUUCGUCAGCCUGGUGUAUCGAAAGAUGUUGAUAGCUAUUAUGUGAUUUUGAGAGCGCUAGGGAGGAGGAAGUUUUUCGAUUGUAUGAUGGAUGUUUUACGGAAAAUGGUAUGCGAAGGGGUUGACGCGGAUCUGAAGUGUUUAACCAUUGCCAUGGAUAGUUUCACUAAGGCUCAUUAUGUGCGUAGAGCGGUAGAGUUGCUUGAGGAUAGCAAAGUUUUUGGGGUGAAAUGUAGUACUGAGUCUUUCAAUGCACUACUGCGGUGUCUCUGUGAACGUUCGCAUGUGACUGCUGCAAACUCGGUGUUUAAUGCAAAGAAAGGUAAGAUACUGUUUGACAUCUCUACUUAUAACAUUAUGAUUAGUGGGUGGUCGAAGCUCGGUGAGAUUGAAGAAAUGGAAAAGGUUUUGAAGGAGAUGGUGGAGGGUGGAUUCGGUCCCAACUGUUUGACUUUUAGCCACCUUAUCGAAGGGUUGGGAAGAGCUGGUCGUGUCAGUGAUUCUGUUGAGAUCUUUGAUAAUAUAAAAGAAAAGGGUAAUGUCCCCGACGCAACUGUUUACAAUGCUAUGAUCUGUAAUUUCAUGUUUGCUCGAGAUUUUGAUGAAUCCGUGAGGUACUACCGAAGGAUGCUGGAUGAGGAAUGUGAACCUGACUUGGACACCUAUUCCAAGCUUGUUUCUGGGCUCAUUAAAGGCCGUAAGGUUGCAGAUGCGCUUGAGAUGUUCGAAGAGAUGUUGUCAAGAGGGAUUGUUCCCACCACAGGGCUUGUUACCUCUUUUCUCAAGCCGCUUUGCAGCUACGGUCCACCACAUGCUGCGAUGGUUAUCUAUCAGAAAGCAAGAAAAGCGGGGUGUAGGAUAUCGCAAAGCGCAUAUAAGCUGUUGCUUUAUCGAUUAUCAAGAUUUGGAAAAUGUGGGUUGUUGUUGAAUGUGUGGGACGAAAUGCAAGAGUCUGGAUAUCCUUCCGACGUGGACGUCUACGAGUAUAUUGUGGAUGGGCUCUGUAACAUUGGGCAUCUAGACAACGCUGUGCUUGUAAUGGAAGAAGCCAUACGCAAAGGGUUUUGCCCAAACCGCCUUGUUUAUAGUAGGCUUAGCAAUAAACUAAUGGCUUCAAACAAAACAGAAAUGGCUUAUAAGCUGUUUCUGAAGAUCAAACAGGCUCGUGUUAAAGAAAACGCUCGCGUAUUCUGGCGAAGAAAUGGGAAAUGGCAACAGAAGUUUAGAAAAGGGAAGGAGGAGAUGGAAAAGUGGGAGGCACUUCAAGUUCGAUGGGUUUCCCUCUUUAGAAACGCUUCUUCUAUCAUCCAGAGAUUACAGGCAAUGCAAAACCAUGGGAGCUAUGGAGCUUUAAGAUGCGUGAAGGGGAUUGAAGACGCGGUUGUGCAGCAACAGAUGGAUCAAUUGGACACUCUUUUGCUUUCCAUGAAAAAAAUUUUGGAGGAAUUCCGAGGCUGUGUUUUGGCAUUAGAGAAGCUACAUCGAGAAGGGUCGCAAUUACUGAAAAUGGAACAGAGCAAGAAGCGAGUAGAAGAACGGAUUGGAGUAAAACCUUGCAUUGCAGAUUGCUUGGAGGGACUUUCUCUUCUUUAUGACAUGCAUCAAUCAGAAUACCAUCUUAAAUCUUCAUUAUUUUCGGCACUUUCAUGUCUUAUCCUGAAACCAAGUUCUGAAGAUCUUAAUGCGCUACAGUGCCUCGUGAUUGAUCAGCCAAAUAUCCCGAAAGACGAAGUGCAACACAUCUUCGAUAUCAUAUUCGCUGAGGAGAUGAAAUGA
Molecule: messenger RNA, 2211 nt
Organism: Arabis nemorensis
Lineage: Eukaryota; Viridiplantae; Streptophyta; Magnoliopsida; Brassicales; Brassicaceae
Source: the annotation of a GenBank genome assembly